CGAGAGCUGCUCCAGCUCCUGUGGAAAGUGGUCGACUUGAGGAGUAAGGAGCUGGGGCACCUGCAUGACGUGCUGGUCCGGCCGGACCACCCGGAGCUGACGGCCGAGUGCCAGGAGAUCACCCAGGUGGAUGUGGAGAGCCUGGCACUGGCUCCACCGCUGGAGCAGGCAUUGAGACAGUUUAAUCAGUCCGUGAGCAAUGAGCUGAACAUCGGUGUAGGUACUUCCUUCUGUUUCUGUACGGAUGGACAGUUACACAUUAGGCAGGUUCUGCACCCUGAAACUUGCAAAAAGAAUAUUUUGCUGCCUGAAUGCUUCUACUCCUUUUUUGACUUGCGGAAAGAGUUCAAGAAGUGUUGCCCUGGCUCACCUGAAGUUAGCAAGCUCGAUGUUGCAGCCAUGACAGAAUAUUUAAAUCUUGACAAGAACAGUCCAGCAUUUCCCUAUGGAGCCUCUCAAGUUGAAGAUAUGGGGAAUAUUAUUUUAACGCUAAUAUCUGAACCACACAAUCACCGAUUUUCAGACCCAGAAAGAGUGAACUACAAAUUUGAAAGUGGGCCUUGCAGCAAGAUGGAACUUGUGGAUGACAACGCUGUUAUCCGAGCAAGAGGAUUGCCAUGGCAGUCAUCUGACCAGGACAUAGCGAGAUUCUUCAAAGGCCUAAAUAUUGCCAAGGGAGGUGCUGCACUCUGCCUCAAUGCCCAAGGCAGGAGGAAUGGGGAGGCUCUUGUGAGGUUCGUAAGCGAAGAGCAUAGAGAUCUAGCGCUACAAAGGCACAAGCAUCACAUGGGCAAUCGAUACAUUGAGGUAUACAAGGCAACAGGCGAAGACUUCCUUAAAAUUGCCGGAGGCACUUCCAACGAGGUUGCGCAGUUCUUGUCGAAAGAAAACCAAGUGAUUGUCAGGAUGCGAGGUCUUCCUUUCAAUGUAACAACAGAAGAAGUGCUGGCUUUCUUUGGCCAGCACUGCCCUGUAACAGGAGGAAAGGAGGGAGUUCUCUUUGUCACGUACCCUGACAGCAGGCCAACAGGGGAUGCCUUUGUCUUGUUUGCUUGUGAGGAAUAUGCACAAAACGCACUGAAAAAGCAUAAGGACUUGCUGGGGAAAAGGUACAUUGAACUUUUCAGGAGCACCGCCGCAGAAGUUCAGCAGGUGCUGAACAGGUAUUCUUCCACACCUCUCAUUCCUCUCCCAGCAGCACCUAUUCUUCCAGUAUUACCUCAACAGUUUGUGCCUCCCAGUAACAUCAGAGACUGCAUACGUUUGCGUGGUCUUCCCUAUGCUGCUACUAUAGAGGACAUCCUGGAAUUCUUGGGAGAGUUUUCUACAGAUAUUCGGACCCAUGGAGUUCACAUGGUACUAAAUCACCAGGGGCGUCCAUCGGGAGAUGCUUUUAUUCAGAUGAAAUCUGCAGACCGAGCUUUUCUAGCUGCUCAGAAGUGUCAUAAGAAGACUAUGAAGGACAGAUAUGUUGAAGUCUUUCAAUGUUCUGCUGAGGAGAUGAACUUUGUAUUAAUGGGGGGCACUUUAAAUCGAAAUGGCUUGUCCCCACCACCAUGCCUUUCACCCCCUUCCUACUCCUUUCCAGCUCCUGCUGCAGUUGUGCCAACAGAAGCUGCUCUGUAUCAGCCAUCCAUGCUCCUGAACCCACGAACGCUCCAGCCCUCCGCUGCCUACUACCCUGCUGGGGCUCAGCUCUUCAUGAACUACACAGCAUACUACCCCAGACCAUCUCUGCUAUCUAGUGGAGCCUGCAAUGAAGAAUUAUUCAUAAAGUAUGCAGCAGAGGAUGGACUUGUACACACAAGUGAUCUGGCCAGGACAGUGUCUAAAGAAUGGAUUUGCAUUUAA
Molecule: messenger RNA, 1851 nt
Organism: Acanthisitta chloris (rifleman)
Lineage: Eukaryota; Metazoa; Chordata; Aves; Passeriformes; Acanthisittidae
Gene: ESRP1
Product: epithelial splicing regulatory protein 1
Exons: 15
Cellular component (GO): ribonucleoprotein complex
Molecular function (GO): RNA binding
Source: RefSeq, a predicted model, not a curated record